This is a messenger RNA of Cyprinodon tularosa, 5240 nucleotides long. RefSeq names its product phosphatase domain containing paladin 1a (gene pald1a). NCBI's taxonomy places the organism in Eukaryota, Metazoa, Chordata, Actinopteri, Cyprinodontiformes, Cyprinodontidae. The record is from RefSeq and is a predicted model, not a curated record. Bases 386 to 2989 code for a protein of 867 amino acids. The transcript is spliced from 20 exons.
ACCUCGUACACAGGGGAUGCAUACAAAAAAGUCACAGACAACUAACAGAGCAGAGCAUACCUUUGCACACCUUAACCGCUACCAGAGAGUUGUAGCGACAGUCACCUCCCAGCAGGGAUCUGUCCUCAGUGAAGGACGCAUCUGUGGACUUGCUUUUUAAGGACCCUCUAAUAAUGCAGAGACUGCCGCCUACUGUAGUUUGAUCAGCGGACAGAGACGAAUUGCCUGACAGAUUCUCCGAGAGAGAGAUGCCAGAGAGGACUUGUAACUGAGACUUGUCGUCUGCUGCCUGUAGAGCUGUCAGUUUGUUUUCAACCUGCUGUUUUACACUUGUGAGCCUCUGAGAGGGUGGAGCGAAGAGCUGAAUGUCAGCAGCUUGUGGAGCAUGGGUACAACUGCCAGCGCUGCCCCACAGCCUGUUUAUGUAGCGCCGCCGCUUGACAACGUCCACGCCAACGGGAUGGCCGACAGCACUAUGAGCCCGUUCCAUACGGUCAGCAUCCACAACAACAAAGCCAAGUCCAUUAUCACCAACAAGGUUGCACCAGUCGUCAUUACAUAUAACUGCAGACAAGAGUUUCAAAUUCACGAUGAAAUCCUUAAAGCCAACUACAAAGUUGGUCGGAUAUCAGACGCCUUGCCUGAGCACUACCUUGUUAAGGGCGAAUACUUCAUGGUGCAGGAUGUGUACAGCAAAGCGGAUGUUUUAAACACAACGGCCAGCUAUGGAGCGCCCAACUUCCGGCAGGUGAAGGGAUCCUACCCCCUCUAUGGAAUGGGUCAGCCGACCUUGAAUGGCUUCAAACAGGUUCUCCAGAGACUCCAGUCACAGGGACAAGAGCAGGAGAUUAUUUUCUUCUGCGUGCGAGAAGAGCCAGUGGUGUUCCUUCAUAAGGAUGACGACUUUGUGCCGUACACCCCGCGCAGGAAGGAAAACCUACACGAGAACCUUCACGGGCUUCAUGGCGAGGAGACGGUUGAAAGCCUGGAGCUCAGCAUCAGAAACGAGCUCCACGACUUCGCAAAGCUCAACGAAAACGUCUUCUACGUUUACAAUGACAUUGAGUUCUUUAAGGAUGAGCCCCAGAAGAUGUCCAUAACGUGUGAGGAGGACAUCCACGUGACAGAGGAGGUGUACAAGAGGCCGAUGUUCACCAUGCAGGGCUACAGGUACUACAGAUUACCUUUACCAAUGGAGGGAGCGCCACUGGAAGAAGAUUUUGACGCCUUUGUUAACAUACUCAGGGAGAGCCCCAGCUUGUGUCUGGGUCACAAUGCAUCCAAGCUGCCGCCUACCCUCCUCUUUGGCUGCCAGGUUGGCGUCGGCCGCACCAACCUAGCCAUGAUCCUGGGCACGUUAGUCAUGAAUAGGCUCAAAGGGGACUCAAUACAGCCACAGCAAGUUGAGGAGGGAGUUACCUCAGAGCCAAGACCCCUUUUUCAAGUUAUCCAGAGUUUGAUCAACAAGCUGCCUAAUGGUCAGCAGGUUAUGGAAGAGGUUGACCAUGCUAUUGCAUUGUGCUCAGAGAUGCACAAUAUUAAAGAAGCAAUAUAUGAGAAUGCAAAAAAGUUGGAAGGGAUUGGAGAAGAUUAUCAGAUACAAGGAAGCAGUACCAAAGAGUACUUUCUGAACAGAACAAAGCAGAGCUUGGAAUGCUACUUCUACUUGAUCGUGUUUAAUGCUUACCUUCACGAACAGUAUCCUCUGGCGUUUAUGUCCAACUUCAGUCAGUGGAUGUGCUGCCAUGCCUGGUUGUACAGGUUGCUGGCCUGCAUGGAUGUGUCGGAGCUCUCUGCUCCUGCAGAGCUGGUCACCAAAGGAGCACGUGUUCUGGUUGCUGAUGAGUACUUGUCCCCCGACGUGCUCAGCACAGUCAAAGAGAUGAAAGCAGCCAACUUCAGACGAGUGCCCAAGAUGCCUGUUUAUGGAGUCGCACAGCUGACAUCAGAGGCCAUCGGAGCGGUUCUCGCCCACCUGACGGAUGAGAAGAGAAAGCACAGACACAUUUUGUGGAUCAACCUGCAGGAGGAACUGUCGCUUGAAGGAAACGGUCAGAUCUUCACUCCCAGGGAGCCCUCAUGCCUGGACCAACACAUCCCUGUCCCAACGAGUGAUCCACAGCUGCUUGAGAAAUUAGAAACCUCCCUGAAGGAGGAGAUUCUGCGAGCUCAGAAGUGGCUGGAGGUGACCCUGGAGAGGGAGAAACAGAUUAAGAUGUUUAAAAGCUGCCUGACCGUUCAGGAGAUCUUCAACCAGCACAAAAGCUCCCAUCAAGGCCUUGUGUACAAACGAAUCCCUCUGCCAGAUUGCAGCUCACCAAGGGAGGAAGACUUUGAUAAGCUCCUGGAGGCAAUGAAAACUGCAUUAGCUGAGGAUUCCCACUCAGCUUUCGUCUUUAAUUGUUCUAACGGCAGAGGCAGGACCACGACCGCCAUGGUUGUGGCUCUUCUCACUCUUUGGCACUUUAAGGGUUUCCCAGAGUGCACCGAUGAUGAGAUUGUCAGUGUCCCUGAUGCCAAGUAUACAAAGGGAGAGUUUGAGGUCGUAAUGCGGCUGGUUCGACUUCUUCCUGACGGCCACAGGAGGAAGAAAGAGGUAGACCUGGCGCUGGAUUCUGUCAGUGAGACCAUGACCCCCAUGCACUAUCAUCUUAGAGAGAUCAUCAUCUGCACUUACAGACAGAUCAAACAUGAAAAAACAGAGAAGGAGUGUAAGCAGCUUCUGCUCAGGAGCCUGCAGUUCCUGGAGCGCUACAUUUACCUCAUCCUCUUCAAUACUUACCUGCAUCUUGAGAAGAAGGACUCCUGGCAGCGCUCCUUUUCCAUGUGGAUGGAACAGGUUGCUGCCAGAGCCGGAGUUUAUGACAUCCUCAACCAGCUGGGCUUCUCAGAGUUCGAAGACCCAAGGGAGACACCGCUGGCCAGGCUGCGCUGCCGCUGGCAGCAGCAGAACAUUCACUCACUUCCUUUCCGAGGGGAAUUCAUCUGAUGGAGGAUUCCUGCAUCUGCACCAUUUUCACAAUGACGGACGCCUUCAGUAACCGUUUUUAUGCCUUCACCUUUAGCCCCUGUGACAUCAGUGACUUUAGAUCAGAAUUUCAGAUUUUUUUUUAAUCCUUACUUUAACUCUUAUGUCUCAUUCUCCUUUAUUUGUCUUCUUUACAUCAAUAACCAACUAAUAUUGCUUUUUUUUAAAUCAAACUUUUAAAAAUAUAAUUUUCUGUGUUAGAUUCUUAGGGGUUUCUUUUGAGGAGUAGAGAUAAAUGUUGUUUUGAAGGAGAGAAACAAAUUCCACUGCGUGAGCUAACAAUUAUGGCUGCAUGUCACAACUGUUUGCUGUUGUGUGAGCUGAUAUUUUCCUUCAGCGUUGUCCUUUUCAUAUUUUUUUUUUUUUUUUUUUUUAGACUCACAGUGUACAUAGAAAGGCUGUUAUUUAAGUUCGGAUGCACCCACAAGCUUAUCUAAGAGUAAAUGGUUUUUAACAGUGUUUCAUAUUAUUAAAUUUCUCUUUUACUAUAAUCAUACUGUGUCCCUCUGUUUUAACAGUUUUUUCAUUUGCCUUUUAAUUUUUAGCGUCCUGAUGCAGGUACUGACAUGUCAGGAAUUUUGAUGCUAGAAGUGACUUUGAAAGGGUUUGUGUCUGUCAAGAGUUAGUGGGGAGUUUUUGACAUUUUUACAGCGGCCUUUUUGAAUUAAAUUCCCCCGAAUCAGGCCUUUUUAUUUGUCAGUCUGUAAAUAUAACAGCUUGGGAAGCUUUACAGCCAAGUAAGAACAUUUAUUGCCUUUUGCCUUGUUUGUUCAUUUAUGCUAAAAGGGUUCUUGCCUCUUCAAUGAGCCUAAAUUUAGGUCUUUUUUUUCCCUUACUGCCAAGUUUUCAUUGAUCUUGUGUGAUGUACUGCCUCAGCUCCAGAACUCAUGCCAGCAGCAUGUCAUGGUUACCAUUGAAGUCAACUUAAAUAUUUAAAUAUCACUAUUUAAAACAGUCUGACUCAGUUUUUGGAGGAAAGAGUCAAGAUCCUAAUAAUUGUUAACAUCUUUUCCAGCAGUUGAAGUAGAAUCAACUCUAAAUGGAAUUUCAGCCGUAGUUUCCAACGCCUUGUUAAAGCCCAAAUGACCAGCAUCAAAGAAGAGCAGAAAAUAGCUUGCCUAUCCGCUUAACAUCAAUACUCUGUCUCUAGGAAUUAAACUAUGCAUAAGUAUGGGAUUUUAGACUAAAAAUACCCUUAGUUAGUGAAAAAGCCAGAUAAUUUAUUGGAAAAGUAUCUGUGGGAAGUGAAAAAAUGGGACAAUUGCAGCAAUUUUCAGAAUCAGAAUUUUGUUAACAAUUUCUAGAUGGAGAUUACUCCUUAAGAAGUAAGAAGUUUUAGAUACAUAAAACUGAUUUUAAAAAUCAGUGAUCAGUUCUAUGCUGAUUUCUCUUCUUCCCCUUCUAUCAUGAAUUUUUUAUUGGUUGUAGAAAUCAAACCUGGAGUGUCGUAAUGGGGCUUUAUAAUAGAGCAUCCCUCCCUCCACUGUUGUCGGCUUAUGUUGCCACAUUGCUAGAGUAGGAGGUCCCUUCAUCGUUUGAAGGGAAGAGUCUUUGUCACAUUGAAGCCUCAGUGAGUGGGUCCUGCUUUCUACAAGACAUUGAUUUGCUUAAACACACUUGAAGCAGAGCAGUAAAUCCUGCUUUUAAAUAAAAAAAUCUAGAAGCUGAAGUCGAUCUGCCUGGAUAAUACUCUGCUGCAAACUCCUCCAAUGCACAUUUUAAAUAAUGGCCUGAGGAUGCCUAGAAAACCACAGGAACUACAAAACAAAGAAAAGUAAACAGGAAUUAGCAAACUGGACUCCCAUUUCUCAAAGACUAUGUCUACAAACAAUGACUUGAAUCUUUUGAGUCCAACCAGCAAUGAGAAUAAGCUAGACUUUAAAUUCAGAGUACGACCAAGCCGCCUGCUUUAGUUAUAUGAGGACCAGAUAGACCUUAUAAUCAACCCAAUUAGCUCACAUAGCUAUCCUCACAAUGUCUUCAUGUAUCUUAAACCUUCUCUGGAUCCACAAAACAUGUGGAGAAGUUCAUCAUAAUGGAUUGGUUACUCUAGAACAUGGUUUUAUUAUUUUAAAAAGACAAUGUUUACAUACUUUAGUAUUAUUUUAGAUUUAUUUUAAAUUAUCAUUGAAAUAAUUGGAUUAACAACCAGUCCAGUUCAUUUUGUUGCUCUGUUUUUAUGACAGUGUAAUGACAAUAAUAAGCUGGGGGG